Molecule: messenger RNA, 6732 nt
Organism: Amoebophrya sp. A120
Lineage: Eukaryota; Dinophyceae; Syndiniales; Amoebophryaceae
Source: the annotation of a GenBank genome assembly
UUCCUAAAACGACCUCAUUUUCCCCCAAGCGCAUACUGAUCCAUUGUGACCACCCGACACCUAUUUCUAGUUUUUUUCCCCGACUAGAUAACUGGAAGAAUCGAAGGCAUCAUCAGCAUGACUUUUCCCCCCGCAGAUGAGAGCGGCAGUGCGGCUGCACGAGAGCUCGCUGCAACUCGUAGUGCGAAGGCCACUGCAACUAGCACCAGUGGCACUUCCACGACCUACCUCCGCAGCUUUCCGGCGGACAUGAAACAAAAUGGAAUUCUGAUCACGGAGGGCAAUUUUGAAGAAUUGAAGCGCCUCCUUGAACGGAAAGAAUUGUCGAAAUUCAGCGAUUUAUUGGACAUCGCCGAACCGGAAUUGCCGGAGUUCGACUACAGCGAGUUCAGAACCGCAGCUGGGCUGAAACUGAACAAGAGCGGUCAACCAGCAACUUCCACGACUACAGCAGUGCCUGGGGCGAAGGGCAGUUUUGGAGGCAGCAAGCGUCCAAGCCCAUCACCUGCUUCAUCAGACGAUAAAGGUCUUGUCCCGGAUGAAGCGGGGGCUUCGACUGGAAAAAGCUCGGGCGACAAGAAUGCUGCAGGUAGUGCGGAUAGUAUAACUAGAUGCGACCCCACUUCUACGAACCAACAUGAGGACACCACCACAACUGGGCCAGCCUCAAAAAAGCGGAAAACGGACGAUGCAGGUGAGCAAAACUCGUCGCAACUGUCUUCAGAUGAAUCCACUGCGCUCAUCAAAACUACCGCCCAGGCUGCACCAAAAUUUCACUGCGUCAGGAGCAACCAGUUUGUGUUUGACUGCGGCCCUGUGCAGCGGGCUGCGGAUUUGCUGCGGAAGUACGAGAAAAAGCAAAAACUGUACCAGGCCGGUGGAGGCAAAACUGCGACAGGUGUCUCACAACUUUCCGACUUCGCCGAAGUCGCGCGGUUGAGAGAAGAAACUUCUCAGUCUAUUGACACCAUCCGAAAGAUGGAUUUCUACCCGGAGAAGCGCAACGUCGUGCAACGCCCUGCUGCGGUCGGGAAGUUCAAUGCUGCCAUGUAUGAGGCCCGUGAUGACUUGACGAAGAUUGGCCAGGAAAUGCUAUUGAAGGUCGUUGCUUUGCACAAAAAGCAUCUCACCACGACGCCGCUGUAUCAAAUGUAAAAAUGUCUGGGUCUGGAAGAAUGCAACUUGUGAUGCUGCAUUUGGAUUCCAAAAAGAUCUGUAUUGCAUGAGUACCAAAGGGAAUGCAAUUUUUGCUACGCUGAGAAGGCAUUUGUCAUGCGGAAUAGGCAUCAAGAAGCCCUCAAGGAAUCUGUAUUGCUAGGGUAUGCAUCACAGACAUCAUGGCUCAUGCAAAACGUGCAUGACAAGUGUCAGAAUCUUCCAGACCCAGACACUUUUACACUUGAUACGCUGUCCCGCCUGCCCAAACUUUCCGUCGAGGUCGCUACGCUAGGCGGGGACUCUAUGGAACUGUCAGGUUUGAAAUCGUCAAAGUUGAAAUAGUUUGUCAUGCAUAAAAUGCAACGCAGAAAGUGUCUGUCUUGCAGGGUAGGCAAGGGGGGCAGAUUGUGAGCCUGUUUCGGGGUAGAAAUAGAGCUGCUAAAGUAGCAUGAAAAAAGCGUCUUCCUAUACCCAAACAGCAUGACAGACUGGAUUUCGGCUCUACCCAAAUUUGUCAUGCGCCACUUGGCAACUGGAUUGCAACUUUCAUCCAUUUUCUGCAUUACAAGUUAUUUCAACUUUGUCGAUUUCAAUCCUGACACAUCCAUAGACUCCUGUCUGCACAUUGCGCAGGUGGCCCCGCACGAAAGUGCGGAGUUCUGGCAUCUACACGGUCAUGAUGUUCCGAGCGCGUCGGAAGGUGUACAAGUCGGGAAGAAGAAACACACGAACGGCUUUUGCACAAUUCCGGUUGCGGAGUACGUAGAAGAGGAUCCACUUCACGUCAGGCGCGGUGAGCGUGCCGAUUCGCAGGGCUACUACCUCGCGGAUGGCCGCUACGUGAAAAACAUUCGCGAAAAAAAUCGGCUCACGCUAGAUGUUAUGAACUGCAAAAAUGUCUGGGUCUGGAAGAAUUCAUGUUUGUCAUGCUUGUCUGACAUAACUCUUAAAUCUGUCAUGCGCGUUACCCAAGAGCUCCGUUUUUCUGUGAUGCAGAAGCGCAGUUUGUCAUGCAGAAUAGGCAACACCGAGAAGCUCAGAAACUUGUCAUGCUGAGCCAGCAUUUGUAGCCUCAUCAUGAGACGCCACCCAGCAUCACAAGUUUCCAGACUCAGACACUUUUACAUUUGAUAGACGUGGAGCUGCAGCACAGCAUGCGGCUGCAUUUGGAGAAUAUCAAAUGUAAAAAUGUCUGGGUGUGGAAACUUGUGAUGCUGAAUUGCGCAUGAUUGAAGCGCUUCCAAUGGCAGCCAAGCAUGACAAGUUUUUGAGAGGCCUGCUGAUGCCUAGCACGCAUUGCAAAUUGCGUUUUUGCAUGACAAAGAAAGCCUCUGUUUUGCUGCUCAUGCAACACAGAUUGUCCAGGAAUGCAUGACACGCAUUACAAGUUCCACUUUUCCAGACCCAGACAUUUUUACAUUUGAUAGAGAAGAAAGUCAAGCAACUUUUUGAAGCGUUGCUGGCGGGCGGCGGGGGGUCUAGUACAAACAGCUACUUUAUUUCAUCCGCGAACAACAACUUCGUGCUCACUAACAACGCCAACGCGCUUAGUUCAAGCUCAGCAGCAGCAGGAAGUACUGACUCCAGCCACCAGCGGCCGUUUGUUUCUAAAUUUUCGGACGAGUUUCCGGUCCCGAAUGGGAUCUCCACUCCCCGGGACGACGUGCCCUACGGCGCGGCCAGGGGAAUUGUUAACUACAGCGCAUGUGCAUACUUGGACAACGUGGACACCAGCUGGGACAUCCCGCGUCAAACAGUCAACAACUUCAUCGACGAUCUACUCACCUCCCUCGAGGAGGAGGAAGAGAAGGCCUUCCGGAAAACCGAGCGGCACCGCGAUGAGGCCACCAUGCCACUUGUGGACCAGGAAAGAAACCAUCGCGAGCGCUUUCGCGCGCAGGAACAGCGGCGGGCCGAGAUGCGGAAGCACGUGGAGUAUCAAAUGCAAAAGUGUCUGGGUCUGGAACAAAGCAACUUGUCAUGCUAAACCUGACUCAUGUAAAAAUUUGUGUUGCAUGAUCGCCAGAAGCUGUCCACUUUUGACCUAAUCGAGAGCCAGUUUCUCAUGCAGGAUAGGCAUGAUAGAACUCUCACAGAAUCUGUCAUGCUCUGUCCUACAUACCAGACCUCAUGGGUCAUGGAAAACCUGCAGGACAAGUCUGGCAUUCUUCCAGACCCAGACAUUUUUGCAGUUGAUAUGAAGGCCCGGCGCCAGGACAUCCGGAGCCGGGGCGGCGGCUUUGUCGUUGGGUCGCUGCUGACUGCGGGCUUGCUGCAGCUGGGGUUGGUCAGCGACGAGAAAAUUGCCGCCAUGAUGGUGCCCAUCCAGACAGAGUCCUCGGAGCCGCCUGUUUAUGACGAAGUGCGCGGCGUCUGGUCCUUCCCCACGAGGGAUCAUGCUUACGGUUCGUCACAAGUUCCGGCCAACGAAGCUGCCCGUUCCUGUCCGCUGAUGGCCGUGAAGAAAGGUUCGAAGCAAGCGAGAAAACGCCUCGUGGAACCGGAUUUGAAGCAACUGCAGACUGGGGAUCUUUUCAAGCUCGGCCGGUUGCGAGGCGCGUUCGGCUGGCGGUCGGUUCCGUACGGCGCGGACCGGGCUUUGUUGCUGCAUUUGACCGCAGUUGAUCACGUGCCCGGGUCCCUGGCGGAGGCGGCAGCGCCAACAGGAGUCACUUCGGACGCCAAUGUUGACUCUUCGGGCUCUGAUGUGGCUGGGAAGGUGGAACAAGUGCCGGAAAAAGCGAACACACGCAGCAAAGUAGAAGAACUUUUGCACAGAAGAAGAAGGCUGCAGUCCUACAGAGCCGGUCACGCAAGUGAGGGACAGAAACAGGGACUGCGCGUGUACGUGUGUGUCGCGGCUGCCGGAAUAAAGAGUGACGCUUCAUCUGCGAGUGGCACUGCUGGUGCGCCGUCUAGUGUGAUAUCGUCGACACCGAACAAAAGUGUCAGCGAAAGCAAAAUUGUCGGGUAUGUGCUGAUUCCCAAGGAUGCGUUCCCUACCCACGGAUCCAGUUACUACGACCCCUACGACGAUUAUGGGUAUCGGUACGGCCGCUCCACGAACCGGGGUUCUCUGCAGUACACCGAACUCGCCGACAACCAGGUCUUGUUUCCGGACAGCUGCGUAGGCAUGUUUAUCGCCGCGGACUACGAAGAAAAAUCCGGGUUAGAGCUGUUAACCAUGCGGGAAGAGAAGCUGCAGGACGCGCGGGAAGCUGGGUCGCUGGGAGCAGAGCACGCCCGUGGAAACCCCAUGGCAGCCUUGGCACUGACAGAGUAGUUUGGAUUGAUUUAUCGUAGUUUAUUUUUCGCUAUUAAUUGCGUAGGGUGAAGCGUCUCUCGAGUUGAGCACCAUUUUUACUCAAGAUCGAAAUUUAGACUACUUAUUGCGACUUAUUCCGCAUUGCUUUCUUUUACACCUCAGGUUUGCGAAGCUUCUCGAAAGGCGGAAAGAGCUCGCCAUUCGUAAAAUCGACUGGUUUCGUCUCACCUACCCGGGAAUGUUUUCGAACGAGAGCGCGUGGCAGCUGCUCCGCACGGUUUUGAACGGCUGCCGGUUUGGUGUGCACGCCCUGGGGCGUGAGAGCGUGUUGAAGAAGCUCGCCGCGACCUUCGAUGCCGGAGGCAGGCUCGAGAACCAGCUGAAGCGAUUUUGUGAGGACAUGAAGGCCUUCUUCGUGGGGUUAAAGCAACUCUCCCCGCACCACACCAGUAUGAAGCAGACCCGACUGGAGCGGUUGGCCCAGUAUCCGCGGAAGGUGAAGGAAGCAUUUCUCACCGAGAAACUGGGUGGAAACGGCAUACAGUCGGUCGGAAAUGACGAAGCGACCCUUGACGAAAUAGUCUACUCCUUCCUCGACCGCGAACACGCUGCGGAGCACCGCGCGGCCGUCGAGCGAGAGAAGGCCGGCGAGGAGCGCGGACACGCCCGUCGGAACGCGGUGACGCACAUGAGCGAUCCUGCUUUGGAUGCUCUGCGUCCCGACUUCAUUUUUUCUGAGUACCACGACGGGAGUCGGCCGGGGUACGUGUUUAAGCGCGGGGAGAGAGGUAUCGGGUACUACAGAGAUGACUACUGGCCCCGGGGAAUCAGCGUGCCGGGCGCGCCGAUAGGAUCGUUGGCGGCGAUUGCAAGCAACCCCUGGAUGCGGAUCCAGGUAAUUACUCCAGAAGAGUUCCAAACGGCGUCUGGGAGCCCGGGGACAGCAGGAGCUGCUGCUUCAUCUGGCGACGUGCUUGACUCCAAAGGGCGCAGUAAAAUCAAUUCGGGAGAGGAAAAACAAAAAAGCGAAGCUUCAUCGUCGUCAAACGAGAAACAAAAAUCCGCCGCAAGUACUAGCAGAAAACAAGAAGGAGGAGCAAACCCUAGUACAUCCUCGAAAGACGACACAGCAGCGACCCAGUCCAGCAAAAAAAAUCUUGCCGUGUCAGAAAAUACCAAAAGCAAAUCGAAAGUCCCCGCCGGUAUGAAAGACCAGCCCCUCUCUCUCCCGUCCGACACCACCAGGACCCGGGUCAUCCAGAAGGUCUCCAAUAAGUGGCGGUUUGCGCCGGCCGAGGUGGUCCCGGACUUGCAGACCGACUUGCGGGCGUACGACAACUUCUUCGACUACGCUGACCAGCUCGAGAAGGCGCUGAACAAGCCACGAGCUUUGGACGAGGAGGAGGAGGACGAUGAUUACAAUGACGAGGAGUUUUCAGCGGAAAAGGAGGGCGAUAAUUUUGUUGGGGAAGAUGAUAGUAACCCUCCUGCGACAGAAAAAGUGGAGCACAAGGUGACGAAGCUGCAGUUUGUACUAACGAUUGUGGAUCCGCUGGCCACAGCUGCAAGCGGUGAGGAGGAGCGGAAUCGCUUGCUGCGAAGGCAGCAUAUCAAAAGCAAACUUGAAAAAUCGGUGUGGGUGGAGUCGAGAGAGAUAGAGAAAGACCUCUCUCAUGAUGCAUGCCUGUUCUGUCAUCUCCACUGCGUCGUGAUCGCGGAACACAUAAUGCUUGCAGCGUGUUGCGUGAAAGAAAGAGUCCCAGCUCCCUUGGUGCUGGCGCUUUGCUGAUGUUAGCACUGAGCCUUUUCUUGUCCAGCGGUGUACGUUGUAUGUGGCUUGCAAUAUUCGUAUGUGCAUUUCCCCAAGAACUAGAUGACCGACAGGUUUGCAGACUGCAUAAAAAAACAGCGUGACCUGGCAAGAGUGCUUCACAGCGACGAGGCCAGUAUGAACAGUGAAGAUGAUGAGGAGUUCCUUUCCGGGGGGGCGUACUCCAGCGACGGAUUUGUGUCGGACGAAUUUGCGGAUCCGGACCCUUACGCCACGUUUGGACUUUCUUGAGCAGACGGUGCAGAGGAACUUGUUGCUUUAGGUAGGAGAAUUGUUACUACAUGCAUAGCAGCUUAUUUCUCCUUCUCUUUUGUAGGUGAUAUCCUGUUCGAGAUUCAUAUCUGGAGGGCUGGCGCCACGCUACAGAGAGUGGGCGGCCUUCCAUUUCGCGAGGAAACAGUCACAAGAACAAUCAUACAUCGAUCUAUAUUGCCAUAGCCAUAAAGAAAGUGCAAAUGUUUUGGGUUUGCUAAAGAAA